Messenger RNA from Ylistrum balloti, 1449 nucleotides. RefSeq names its product sodium-dependent glucose transporter 1-like. Lineage: Eukaryota; Metazoa; Mollusca; Bivalvia; Pectinida; Pectinidae. The record is from RefSeq and is a predicted model, not a curated record. The annotation marks the transcript as partial. The transcript has 4 exons.
AUGGGUCUGUGGGCAGCAUAUAACACAGACGAAAAUUGGAGAAACAUUGACUCAGAAAUGGAAAAGGACCAGGAACAUUUCAUCAGUACUCUGGACUAUGAAAAAGACAAUCAACAAAAAGCUGGGGAUGGGGUUACAUAUAAUGAAAGACAAUAUCAACAGACAUUUUUUCAGAAGAUUCAGCAGAACAAGAAGUUUCGUGCCAAGUUUACUUAUAGUGUGGUUCAGUGUUUCGCCUACAUGUUACUGGGAUGGAUGAAAGCUCAAAUUGGUCCCUCAUUCUCAGACAUUCUCCGUAUUGCUGAUGCGAGUCUUGACCAAGGUGGCAUUAUUAGGACCAUCUACUACGUUGGUGUUGUAAUCGGAUGUCUGGCCUGUGCAAUAUUGUUUCUUCGUCUACCAACACCAUUGUUAUCUGCUGUCAUUUUUGCUGUCGUGACUGUCGACAUUGCUGUCAUUCCCUGGUGUUCCAAUUACAUUGCUAUGGUGACCACUCAUUUUAUACAAGGUUUCUGUUUUGGAAUCUUUGAUACAAUUACUUUCGCCGAAGCAGUACGAAUAUGGAAGAAUAAUUCCAAAUCAUAUAUGCAAAUAGUGGCUUUUGGAUUUUCACUGGCGUCUGUGUUAUCCCCGCUGGCAUCUGCACCAUUUCUGACCGAUAGAAAAAAUACCCCGUUCUCUUCAUUAAAUCUUACAAAGUUGGAUACACCAGAUACCAAACUAUAUACUAAUUCAACAACACAUAGUUUUAUAGUGUUAGAAAACAACGAAUCGUUAGAACAGCCAGAACCGUUGAAGUUUUACAAAGCUUACACAAUAACAGCUGUUCUUACUUUUAUAGCGUUUGUAUCGCUACUGACGGUGUGGAUAGUAUAUCGGGGGCAUUUUAGAUCUGUACAAAUGUCAGUGACAGUGAAAACAGCUGAUACAGGCAUAGAACAAGGGUACUCAUCGACGGGGAAACAUGACCUUACUGUCAAACGGAAAGUGUUUUACCUGGUAUUAAUGUCUACACUAUUUGCUGUAUACAACUCGGUGGAUUAUACGUUUACGGAUUUCCUCACCUUGUUCUGUGUUAGACAAUUGCAUUGGACGACAAAGGAUGGAGCCUUUCUGACAUCCAUUGUGUUUGUUGCCUCGUUAUUCAGUCGUUUUGCCGCUAUAUUUUUGGUGCGAGUCAUUCGUUUGGAUGUAUAUAUGGGGAUACUAAUGUGUCUUUUGAUUGGUUCUUUCAUCGGAAUGGCGUUUAUAGCUCAUACCCUGUGGAGUCCUGGGAUGUGGGCUUGCUCAGCUUUAGUAGGCGUGGCUACUGGGCCGAUUCCAGGAGCUCUGGUGUCCUGGACGCACGAGGCGUUUGUCCCUGUUACUGGUAGAGUGUCGUCUGCUCUCCUUGUAGCAGCAUUUAUUGGUGCUACAAUUAACCCGCCAAUACUCACUCAUCUGUUCGCG